Messenger RNA from Helicoverpa zea (corn earworm), 2509 nucleotides. Its product is annotated as altered inheritance of mitochondria protein 3. The coding region runs from base 283 to 1650 and encodes 455 amino acids. The transcript is spliced from 10 exons. Lineage: Eukaryota; Metazoa; Arthropoda; Insecta; Lepidoptera; Noctuidae. The record is from RefSeq and is a predicted model, not a curated record.
ACUAGAUAAAAUUCCGAACUAAAGCGAGGGAAAGCGUUUUCAUUCGUUGGUUGGAAGCCGCGGCUAUCAGUGAUCACUAACCGUCUGUCCGUAUCUCGGUGAAGUUUAAGUUCAAGGACUUGUGUUGGACCUUUGUUUGUUUAUAUCAGGUGAGGGCGUCCAUUUCCCAGACUCGUGCGCAGGCAGUGGGCGGGCGCCGACCGCGCACUCAGUUAGAGACAGGCAUCGCCGCCGCUCGCACGAAUCUGAACGCCGCACAAGCGCUGAACGAACGACUUAAAGAUGGCCACCGGCCCGAAGAUUGUACACAAGCAGUUCAACUCGCCCAUCGGGCUGUACUCCCAGCAGAACAUCAAGGAGACGCUCACCAAGCAUAUGUCGAACCUUGGCAACGGCACUGUGGGGAUUGACUUCAGUGACCCGACCACAGACAAGCCCGCGAACUUGGCCAACUCUGCCGUUCUGCGGAUGCUCGAGGAAGAAGAACGCAACCGUGGCAGGGGACGCCCCAAGUUAGACCCCACCCAAGUGCUGGCGAUCAAGCGGAACAUGGUAUACAUGCGCCAUCCCUUUGACCGGUACUGGCCUCCGGAUAACACGAGGAUGCGAUCAGCUCGCAGCUGGGAUGGCCAGCUCAACGCCACAGGGAAUAUUUAUUCAGACUUUAUGAAGGCUACUAAAGGCCAGAAGAAAGUAGUGUGGCCACCAGUGCCCGAAACGAACGGAUAUCAUCAACCACAACAGCAACAGACUCCUGCGUACUACAACAACGCGCAGCAAUCCCCAGCCUCCCCCCAGCCCCAAUACCAAUCCCAACAACAACAGCCCCAAUACAAACAACAACCCCAAUACCAGCAACAGCCCCAGUACCAGCAACAACCCCAAUACCAGCCACAGCCGCAAUACCAACAACAGCCGCAAUACCAACAACAACCCCAGUACCAACCACAACCCCAGUACCACCAGCAACCCCAGUCCCCGCAGCCUCAGUACCAAGCCCCCGAGUCGGAUCCUUCGUAUUGUGAAGGCCGGCGACAGGAGGCCACAGGGCUGAGUAAGCUGAUCCCUGUCGGUCCCGGUGUUACCGCGUCCUACCGGCCAGGCCCACCAUCACCAGGCGUCGCGCCGCAGCCCUAUCGCCCGGGACAAAGCCGCUGGGCACCAGUACCAGCCCCUCUUUCCCCUCAGAUCCAAGGCUCGCAGCCGGGGUACCCGUCACAGCAGCAGCUGUCGCCUCAGCAGUACUCGCCACAGCCGCAGUACUCGCCAUCGUACUCGGAGCCCUCGUACCAGGCCCCACAGAAGCAGUUCGAGCCCCCACCAGCGACGAUCACCCUUCGUCAGCAACAGCCUGUGCACCAGAAACCUCCACCGGUUUUCCCUAGUCAACCCGCCACAGCUUCAUUUCAAGGAGGCGUCAACAUGCGUGGGGACCAGAAGUGGCCACCGCAGUCGGUGAAGGAGGCGGUUGCCGCUGAGAACGAAGCCAGAAGGCAGUUGGCCAGGGGCCCUGCCUGCAGACCGCGCAAGGUUAAGAAGGACUAUUCAAGCUUCUUCGCGCAGCAUGCUCUCAACCACAACUACCCCGGAUACCGCGCGCCCCCCGGCACACAACACUAUGAUGACAACUCAGGCCGAUCUUCAUACUAAAUUAGAUCUUAGUAUUUACUAACAUAUCCCUCACUACAAUGAAUAUUAUAGUCUGACAAUCGGUCUAUAACCCGAAUGGGAAUAUUCACAAAGAUGUUCAAAUUCGAUUUAAUUAAUUUUGUUGACUUUACUCAUGUCAGAAUGUCCAGUGUCUACAUAUCUAAUUAAUUAGGGGACAAAACAUUUUGUAACGUCAACAAAAAUAGUAGUUAUCAUCUCAUCAAAGUAAACAUCGAUCAAUUUAAUUGAUUCGCUUAAAGCGCGGGGAUUUUGAGUAGGUACUUGUAUAGACUUUAGGUGAUAAAGUCUUGAGGCAUGUACGAAUUGGAAUUCAAUCAGUACUUAAUUGUAGGAUUAAUUUAUUUUUAACCAUUAUUUAGGAUGUAAGUAAAUAUAUAAACUUAAAAAAAUAUAUAAAAAUAACAGUCAUGUUCAUAAAUGAUAAUUAAAAAAUAUAAUAAUAUCAUUUUCGUUUAAUUAUAUUAUUUCUUUAUAAAAGUGCGGCUUUAUAAAUUGCGAACAAAUCCGAAGUUGCUUUUAAAUGUAACUGUAAAUAAUGCUCAACUACCCAAUGUCAUAAACAGUUUUUUUUUUAGAUUUUUAAUAUAACACUCAUAUUUAAUAUAACAGCUAUUAAAUAAAAUAUCAUAGUAUGUAAAGGAAAUGUUUGUGAUAUUGGAUAAUUAUAAAUUCGAAGCUUUCGCCAACGUACAAUUAACAAUUGGCUAAACUUAUUGUACCUUCCUAGUCAUGAAGAGAUUAUACGAAUAUUUUGUAUAUAAAAUGUUAAAUGGCUUUAUCGAUUUGGUAUUCAUUAUGUAAUUAUAUUUUAAAUUAAAUAAAUUAUAUUAAAUGCCAA